AUGUGGUAUGACAAGUGGUGUAUGGAAGGUCCCUUGUAUGAAUUUAAUAAUAGGAGAGCUUUAUAUAAUGCUAGAGUUGAGGAAGACAUUUCAGUUGACAAAAUGAUUGACAAUGGGUUUCGGAAGUGGCCUGUUGGAUGGUUGGAUCAGUUUCCUAAUCUCAGAAACAUUGUGGUUCCAACUAUUUACAAUGGUAAAGAAGAUCAAGUGAUGUGGUAUACUACAAAUAACCAGAAAGUGGAAUUCUCUACAAGACAAGCGUGGAAUGAUUUGAGACAUGAAUGGCCAAGUGUGGAAUGGAAGAAUGUGAUUUGGUUUAAUCAAUUUAAUCCAAGGCAUGCAUUUAUUCUUUGGUUGGCAAUACAAGUCAAACUUCUAACUCAAGAUAAAAUGGCUAUGUGGAUGACUGAGGCAGAAUUUAAAUGUGGAUUAUGCAAAUGUUCUGAUAUCUGCAAGGAUCUUUGCCAGUUAUGGGACCAGCUGCAGGAUAUAGACAGUCUGCAGGAUGUGGUAAGCAUUUUAGCCAGGAAAAGAGAAAGUAACAAGCUAGAUGUGGUGGUAAAUAAAUUGCUAGUGGCUGCUGCUGUAUAUCACAUAUGGCAAGAAAGGAAUGCUAGAAUCUUCAUGAAUCAAGAAAGAAGCAGUGAGAAGAUAUGUCAAGCUAUCAGGGUAGGUGUUACAUAUAAGCUUAUGGCUAUUAAAGUAAGGAAAACAAGGAAUGUGAAAAAGAUUGCUGCUAUGUGGAAUUUGAAUUGGUCUAAAAACAGUUUAAAAGCUAUAUAA
This is a messenger RNA of Erigeron canadensis, 783 nucleotides long. RefSeq lists its product as uncharacterized. Bases 1 to 783 code for a protein of 260 amino acids. Lineage: Eukaryota; Viridiplantae; Streptophyta; Magnoliopsida; Asterales; Asteraceae. The transcript is spliced from 2 exons. The record is from RefSeq and is a predicted model, not a curated record.